This is a messenger RNA of Mytilus californianus (California mussel), 828 nucleotides long. RefSeq lists its product as uncharacterized. Bases 96 to 710 code for a protein of 204 amino acids. The transcript is spliced from 3 exons. The record is from RefSeq and is a predicted model, not a curated record. NCBI's taxonomy places the organism in Eukaryota, Metazoa, Mollusca, Bivalvia, Mytilida, Mytilidae.
AUUGUCAGUGUUUACAGACAAGUUUUUAUUCCAAGAUAUCGCUUCUGUGUUAUAUUAUAGAGAAACGCACAAUCAGACUAUAAUUCUUCACGACCAUGACGUCGACUGCUGUUGUUUUCGGAACUUUUUUAAUGAUGGUAUGUUUAGUUUUAGAUGUAAUUGGGAUUGCCACGGAUUAUUGGAUGGUCGUCGGUGUGUCGCAUGCUGGUUUAUUUAAAGUUUGUGGAUUUGGGGUGUGUGUUACUUAUAUAGCACACGAUGACAAUUUUUUCAACGUGCACUACCUUGGCACUGCUGGAUGUUCUUGUGUGUGUGCCUUACUCCUGCUUGUGGCCUGCUUGAUUGGAUUUUGUGGCUGUAGUCGGGAAUACAGUAAACCUGUUGUCCAGAACUUAGGAGGAGUAGGAAUGACUGCAGGGUUCUUUGGAACGAUUGGGUUUCUAUGGUAUUAUCUGUAUUUCUUCCAAGGAUUUUUCAACAAUGGAGUACAGCUUUUUUCUAUCAUUGGAAAUCCAGGGUGGUCAUUUUAUUUGUGUGCAGUGGCAAGUGGAUUGUCUUUAAUCGUGUCAAUUACGUUGAUUAUAGUCGGAUGCAACAUGCCCACAUCCAAUGGCGCCAUAAUGCCACAACCACCUACUAUUGUUAUGCAGAACCAACAACAAUCGUAUGCCCAGCCGUCUGCACCACCACAACAAAAUAUGUACUAUUGACAUGAUGUACAAAUGUUAACUGUAAUAUAUUACCGUCCAAUUCGUGUGUAUUGUUGUUCAAUGAUAUGAAGUAAUUCAAAGUUUAUAGUAAAUUAAAUUCUUUUGAUAAUACUAGCAA